AGAGAGCGCCGCCGCCAUCUUAGUUGGAGCCGCUGCCUCCAGCGAAGCGCUGCCUCCGAGGAGGGGAGGCGCUCGCGGCCCGAGCGCGCGGCCCAGCGUCCCGGCGGCGGCUCCCCCGCGGCGCCCGGUUCCCGCCGCGGCUGCCUGGCUCCGCGCCGCCCGAGACCCGCUCCGCGCCCCGAGCGCCUCCCCGCGUCCCCGCCGAGGGCCGGGCGCCCGAGCGAUGCUGCGCCGCCCCGCGCCCGCGCCGGCGCCGGCCGCCUGGCUGCUGCUGGCCGCGCUGCUGAGCGACUGCGGCGUCUGGGCCGCGCGAGCUAACAAGCACAAGCCCUGGCUGGAGCCCACCUACCACGGCCUCGUCACCGAGAACGACAACACGGUGCUGCUGGACCCCCCGCUGAUCGCCCUGGACAAGGACGCCCCCCUGCGCUUCGCAGAGAGUUUUGAGGUGACAGUCACCGAAGAAGGUGAGAUCUGUGGAUUUAAAAUCCACGGGCAGGAUGUGCCCUUCGACGCAGUGGUGGUGGAUAAGUCCACGGGCGAGGGGCUGAUCCGCUCCAAAGAGAAGCUGGACUGCGAGCUGCAGAAGGACUACACGUUCACCAUCCAGGCCUACGACUGCGGGAGGGCGCCCGAUGGCAGCGCCAGCCCCAAGAAGUCUCACAAGGCCACGGUGCACAUCCAGGUGAACGACGUGAACGAGUACGCGCCCGUGUUCAAGGAGAAGACCUACCAGGCGUCUGCGGUGGAGGGGCGGCGCCCGGAGAGCAUCCUGCGGGUGGAGGCCGUGGACGCGGACUGCUCCCCGCAGUUCAGCCAGAUCUGCAGCUACGAGAUCGUCACUCCAGACGUGCCCUUCACGGUCGACAAAGAUGGCUACAUAAAGAACACGGAGAAGCUGAGCUACGGGAAGGAACACCAGUACAAGCUGACCGUCACAGCCUACGACUGCGGGAAGAAAAGGGCCACCGAGGACGCGCUGGUCAAGAUCAGCAUCAAGCCCACCUGCACCCCCGGGUGGCAAGGGUGGAACAGCCGGGUGGAGUACGAGCCCGGCACAGGCGCCCUGGCCCUCUUCCCGAGCGCCCGCCUGGAGACGUGUGACGGGCCCGUGGCCUCGGUGCAGGUGACGGUGGAGCUGGAGACCAGCCACAUCGGGAAAGGCUGCGACCGCGACACCUACUCCGAGAAGUCCCUUCACCGGCUCUGCGGGGCCGCGUCCGGCACCGCCGAGCUGCUGCCCGCCCCGAGCGGCUCCCUGAACUGGACCGCGGGCCUCCCCACGGACAACGGCCAUGACAGCGACCAGGUCUUCGAGUUCAACGGCACCCAGGCCGUCCGGGUCCCCGAUGGCGUCGUGUCCGUCAACCCCAAGGAGCCCUUCACCGUGUCCCUGUGGAUGAGGCAUGGGCCCUUCGGCCGCAGGAAGGAGGCGAUCCUCUGCAGCUCCGACAGGACAGAUAGGAACCGGCACCAUUACUCCCUCUUCGUCCACGGCUGCCGGUUCAUCUUCCUGCUCCGCCAGGAGCCCUCGGGGGAGAAGAAGUUCAAGCCCGCCGAGUUCCACUGGAAGCUGGCCCAGGUCUGCGACGAGGAAUGGCACCACUACGUCCUCAACGUGGACGUCCCCCGGGUCACGCUCUAUGUGGACGGAGUUUCCCACCAGCCCUUCUCCGUGACGGAGGACUACCCGCUGCACCCGGCCAGGAUCGAGACCCAGCUCGUGGUGGGGGCCUGCUGGCAAGAGCACUCAGGAAGUGACAAUGAGACUGAGCCUGUGCCUGUGGCCCUGGCAGGUGGUGACCUACACAUGACCCAGUUUUUCCGAGGUGAUCUGGCUGGCCUGACCAUCCGGUCCGGGAAGCUCACAGACAAGAAGGUGAUUGACUGUCUGUACACCUGCAAAGAGGGGCUGGACCUGCAGGUCCCCGAAGACGGUGGCCGCGGCGUGAAGGUCCAAGCCAACCCCGGCCGGUCGGUGCUGACCCUGGAGGCGGAGGACGUGGGGGAGCUGGAGGCGGCCAUGCAGCACGUGGCCUACCUGAACUCCCGCCAGUUCCCCACGCCCGGCGUCCGGCGGCUCCGGCUCACCAGCACCGUCAGGUGUUUGAACGAGGCCGCCUGCGCCUUGAUCCCUCCGGUCGACGGCUCCGUGGUGGUUCUGCAGCCGGAGGAGCCCAAGAUCAGCCUGAGCGGCGUCCACCAUUUUGCUCGAGCAGCUUCCGAAUUUGAAAGCUCAGAGGGGGUCUUCCUUUUCCCCGAGCUCCGCAUCAUCAGCACCAUCACCAGAGAAGUGGAGCCCACCGGGGAAGGCGGCGAGGACCCCACAGUUCAAGAGUCCGUGGUGUCCGAGGAGAUAGUGCACGACCUGGACACGUGCGAGGUGACGGUGGAGGGAGAGGAGCUGAGCCCGGAGCAGGAGGGCCUGGAGGUGGACCUGGCCCGCGUGCAGCACACGGGCAUCGAAGUGAGCCGCUCCCACCUGGGCGUGGUGUUCACAGGCGUGGACACCAUGGCCAGCUACGAGGAGGCGCUGCACCUCCUGCGCUAUCGGAACUGGAACUCCAGGUCCUUGCUCGACCGGAAGUUCAAGCUCGUCUGCUCCGAGCUCAACGGCCGCUACAUCAGCAAUGAGUUUCAGGUGGAGGUGAACGUGAUCCACACGGCCAGCCCCAUGGAGCAGGCCAGCCACAUGGCCGCGCAGCCGCAGUUCCUGCACCCGGAGCCCCGCGCCUUCGCCGACCUCUCGGGUCACAGCCUGGCCAACCCCCACCCGUUCGCAGUGGUGCCCAGCACGGCCACCGUGGUGAUCGUGGUGUGCGUCAGCUUCCUGGUGUUCAUGAUCGUCCUGGGCGUGUUCCGCAUCCGGGCCGCGCACCAGCACUCCGUGCGGGACCAGGACGCCGGCAAGGAGAGCGAGAUGGACUGGGAUGACUCCGCCCUCACCAUCACCGUGAACCCCAUGGAGACGUACGAGGACCAACACAGUGAGGAGGAGGAGGAGGAAGAGGAGAGUGAGGACGGCGAGGAGGAGGAUGAUGUCACCAGCGCCGAGUCAGAGAGCAGCGAGGAGGAGGAAGUGGAGGAGGAGGGCGAGCACGGGGACCGGCCGCCGGCAAACAAGCAGCAGCAGCUGGAGUGGGACGACUCAACCCUCAGCUACUGAGCGCCUCCUGCCUCUGCAGUCUGCCGUCGCCUCGCCCGCCAGGCCCACCGUGUACAGUCCGGCCUGUAGGUCUCAGCCCCCCUCCCCUCGCGCCCGUCACCCCUGCUUGGUAUGCGGGACCCGGCUCCCUCCCGCCUCCGCCUGGACCUCCGUGUGAGGAGCUGCCCCUGCUCCCCAUCAUCUCGCUCACGUGGCCCCUCCCGCCUCCAGAAACGCCCAAUCUGGACUCGGUGACCAAGGGUUAAAACUGCUCUCCCACUGGGUAAUCCUUUUUUUUUUUUUUUUAAUUUCCCCCAAACUAGUGCAUGUACAAAAUGGCCGAAUGGGGUUCAUAUGUAGAUGAUGAACUUUUUAAUAUUUUGUAAAUAAAUUGGGAUUCCUCGUG
Messenger RNA from Pipistrellus kuhlii (Kuhl's pipistrelle), 3551 nucleotides. It is a transcript of the gene CLSTN1, whose product is annotated as calsyntenin 1. Bases 224 to 3166 code for a protein of 980 amino acids. Gene Ontology annotation, molecular function: amyloid-beta binding; X11-like protein binding; kinesin binding. The transcript has 19 exons. Lineage: Eukaryota; Metazoa; Chordata; Mammalia; Chiroptera; Vespertilionidae. The record is from RefSeq and is a predicted model, not a curated record. Gene Ontology annotation, biological process: positive regulation of synapse assembly; homophilic cell-cell adhesion; positive regulation of synaptic transmission. Gene Ontology annotation, cellular component: cell surface; postsynaptic membrane.